Messenger RNA from Tachysurus fulvidraco (yellow catfish), 8888 nucleotides. Its product is annotated as neuronal tyrosine-phosphorylated phosphoinositide-3-kinase adapter 1. Lineage: Eukaryota; Metazoa; Chordata; Actinopteri; Siluriformes; Bagridae. The record is from RefSeq and is a predicted model, not a curated record. Bases 403 to 3366 code for a protein of 987 amino acids. The transcript has 8 exons. Gene Ontology annotation, biological process: neuron projection morphogenesis; phosphatidylinositol 3-kinase/protein kinase B signal transduction.
GAGAGAGCGUUUGCGCGCGUGCGUGCGUGCGUGCGGGCGCGUCAUCAGGGGUUGGGGUUUCGGCGGGCGCUGUUUUCUCGCUCGCAGUGCUGACCGGCUGAUCGCGGAGGAAACCUGUCACAUCGGAGCCACGAGUCAGUCAGCGGACGCACGGAGACCGGGGAGGAUGGAGGAGAUGAGGGCGGGCGCGUGCACGAGUCACACGCUGAUUUGCAUCUCAUGCAAAUCGAGUCACUUCGCCUACUUCUACUUUCCACAAGAUCCACAAAGAAUGUAGUCAACACCGGAGAUGAACUUCAAGAGAAGGUAGCGGUCAACAAGUAAACAACUAUCAACUGUAACUGAGGUGGGGCAAGUUGCACGUAACCCCCCUUCCUCUGCCUCUCCUUGGUCUUCUAUACCAUGAACUCUGGCUCUGCCCAGGAUGUGGCGGUGGAGCAUUUCCUGCGUGACAUAGAAAGGCGGGGCCAGCGGUUGCACUGCGCUGUGAUUGGCUGUGCCGAGGCGCCUACCCGUGGCGACAUGAACCUGCUGUACCGGAAGAGUCGACUGGAUUGGAGACACCGAGAUCAGGAGGGCAAGAAGAGCUGUAAAGAUGCCUCAUCGGCAACGGUGGGGAAGGUGCGUGACCUGGCAUCAUUCCGUCGUCAUUUCCGUAUGGGCUUCAUGACGAUGCCCGCAUCUCAGGACCUCUCGCCGCAUUCCUGUGCUGCUGCCAUGGCGCCACGCUCUCAGUCAUGCCACGCCGUGGGCACUGGUGAAGGAGAGGGCCUUGAAAAUGGUGACGACCCUGACUCGGACGCUCAGAUGCCCUCUCACACUGGACGAUGCCCCCCAGCUAAGCCUAAACGUCACCCGAGCACCCGACUGAGCUCCACGCCACAGCAGGAGCACACAGGACGUGGUGGACAUGCACCACCUGAUGCCCCUCCACCUCCACCACCCCAACAUCCACCCAAACAUCCUGAGAAGAAGAAUGCAAUGAAGAAGUCAGACUCCAGUGAGUUGCUGGGCAGGAAGGUGCCUCCCCAGAAGCCCAAACGGAGCCCGAGCACCCAACUGUCCUUUGAUGCUCCACCCCUUAGGCUUCCACCACCAGCCACACCCCUGCCAUUCCAGAGUGCCGAGAGCACCGGCGAUGAUGAGCCUGUAUACAUUGAGAUGGUGGGUCAAGUGUUCACCCGGGAGACACCUGGUGUGCCAACACCCUCGGCCACAACACCUGACUCUGACUCAGAUCCAGGCGAGGAAGCUAUUUAUGAAGAGAUGAAGUACCCAGUGGCUGAUGAUGCCCACCAGCGACGCCUCCCACCAAAGCAUGAGCGAGCCAAGUCAUCGAAAUCCUACACAUCUUCCUCUGUCUCUUCUUCCUCCACAUCUUCUUCACUCCCUCGGCCCUCGUCCUCAUCACCCUCCUGUCCUUUGUCAUCCUCUAAGCCUAAAUCUGCCGUGUCCAUCUCUCACUCUUCCCCCUUACCGUCAUCUUCCUGCUCUGCCUCCUCCACACCUGUUCCUCAGCCUCUCUCAUCCUCACCACACCCUCCUCGAGCCCCUACCCCCUUCCUCUUGCCAGGCACCAAAUCAGAGUCUGAGAUCGGAUCCAGUAAGAUCCCUGCGCCUUUCCCCAACCUGCUUCAACACAAGCCACCCCUGCUGGCUUUUCCACCCCCAAAGAGUGGCUCUUCCAAGCUCGGCUCCAGCAGCAGCCCAUCACCAGCCAGCUUACCACCUACCAUUGGCAGUUCUGCUUCAAAGGAAGGAAAUGUUGGGGAGAAGGAAAAGGAGAGGAAGGAAGGGCCAGCACCAGGCUUACGAGCUCGGAGCCACUCAACACCUUUGCCUCCAUCCUCAAAAUCUUCCUCACCAUACUCACACCAUCAUCACCAUCAUCACCCACACCACAGGCCCUCACACUACCACCACUAUCGCAAACCUGAGAAAGAGUCAAGUAAGACCUCGCAGGGUACCUCGCAGACCUCAACACAAACUCAGACACAGGCCAAAGAGGGCAAGUCAGUCAGUUUUCUUCUGAAGUCAGACAAAGCCGAGAGGGAAAGGGAUCGAGAGAGAGAACGAGACAGAGACCGUGACCGUGAUCGUGAUCGAGAAAGGGAUCGAGACAGAGAUAGAGACACUCCAGUAACACAGUCAUCCAGCCAAGUUGACACGGCUGCCUCUACUGCUGCCACUACAACCACUAGCCUUCCAAUGUCUUCAUCCACGUCAUCGGGGAUGUCGUCCACAUCCUCCGCAUCGCAGAGGCCUCCGUCUCGCUCAGUUCAGCGUUCACACACUCCUCACACACACCUCCCAGCCUAUAAGCCCCCACCUUCAGACAGCCCUCUGCUCUGGACAUACCCAUCUGCAGGAUUUCGUCGUCCUCCAGCUUAUGACAGCUUGCGUGCUGGCACACCGAUGCCCUCCCUGCAUCCAGAGGGUGGAACCAAGGCUGGGAGCACCCAGGUUCCACAUGCGAAGGCCGGGUUCCUGCCCUGGGAUGCCAGUGGAAGUGGUCUAGGCUUCACUGAUGAUCAGGCCUACUGGCCCAUGCACAGGAAGCUCUCCUUCAGCCAUGGCAGCAGAGAGACAGAGAAAGAAGAAGGCCGUAUCUGGAAUGGUAGUACAGAUGCUCUGCUAAGAAGAGACAGAGAGGAUUCUGUGGGUAGUGGUCGGGCUGGAGGAGUUUCUGGAAUCCCUGUACGGGCUUCAGGAAGAAUUGGGCACAGUGAGAGUCUAGCGGGAGCAGAUGGGCCACCAGGUUUAAGAGUAAUGCCCCGCACAGGACUGCCCCUGCCAUGCCAGACCUUCCCUGCCUGCCGCAAUGGAGAGCUCGGCCGGCUGGGUAGAUCAUCCUCCACAUCUGGAGUAAAGCAAGCAGGAGGGGAUAUUCAGAGACAAAGUAGUCUGCCAGCUAGAGAAGCUCUAAACCAGUUGCAAGCUCUCUCUCAGGCACCCUGCAGUCCCUCUCUGGCUCGUGCUCAGGCUCAGACCUUGACUCAAGCUCAGGCUCAGUUCCACCUGCAGCAGCUCCAGCAGCACCACCUGCAGUUACAAUUCCAGCACCUGGCCCAGCUGGCAGCACAGGCUCAGGCCAUGCCAGGCACAGGCAGCACCUCUAUUGGCAUAACAGCCAGCACAGGCACGAUGGGCACAUCCACCCAGCGGGAUGGCAAGCUUCUGGAGGUGAUUGAGAGGAAGCGUUGCCUGUGCAAGGAGAUCAAGGCUCACCGGCGGCCAGAUAAAAGUCUGUGCAAACAGGACAGCAUGCCCAUCCUGCCAAGCUGGAGGAAAACACCCGAGCCACGUAAAACAGGCACACCGCCUUGCCAGAGACCUCAGGCCGUGGUGUGGGACACGGCUAUCUGACACACAGAGAGAGGGACAGAAUGACUGAGAUACACUGAUGUUGCCACUUUAUUAAGUACACCUAACAUCAUUCACCUGACAUUUGGUUAAGUAAACCUACCAUGUGGGGGUACAACAUGUAUAUGAUUAGUGCUCCAUUUAUACUUUAAUUCAGCAAUCAGUAUUGCUUUUGCAGUUAUUAUUAGUUUUGUUCCUACAGUACCCAAAUUUAGUUGGUUCUCUUGAUCAAAUUUUGUAAAAUGAACAGUCUAUUUGAAACCACCAUGACCUCCACACAUUUGUCACCUUAAGCUUCAUAUCUGACCAAAAGAAACCAAAAGUCUUUUUUUUGCGUCCCACAGGAUCCCAGAAAUGAUGCACUGAAAUACAAUAUAAAACACCGUGCCUCCUGUCGGUAUAUGUAUUCGAAUCUAUUUUGAACACAUUAUCUGUUUGUUCUGAAUAUUUAGUUAAGGUGACAUGGCAAAUUUGUAGAUAUACAGUUACUGACUGUAGCCCAUCAGUUGCUAUGCACCAAACCUCAACAACACUGCUGUGCCUAAUACACUUACCACCGCAUUACAACUGUUGCUGCUGUCCUGAGAGGAUCCAACACCCUAAUAAGAUCUUCUCCUUGGUCAUCUUAUGGUUUUUAUUUAACGGACAAGUUCGCGGGAGGCUGAUACAUUGAGCCAGAAAUAACGCUACAGUUAGUAACUUUAUUUCCUACAAAAUGCCCUUAUAUGGUAUGGUAUAGUAUGUGUACAUGAUGAAAUGGCAACUGAGUGUAAAUACAACAGAGAUGUACCUAAUAAAUUGGCAAACGAGUGCUACAUGUCAUGUUCUGCAAGAGAGAACGUUGAAAGGAGAAGAAUGAGGAUGGAGGAAAUAUUAAUAAACUCAGACAAACAUGGAAUCUGUGAAUGUUGAAAACAAAGACGGGUGUAUUAUAAACAUGUAGAGUUCGUAUUGUAUAUCUUGGGGGUGGGUUGCUUCGUUGUUGUUGGUUUUUUUUUGGGGGGGGGGGGGGUGAUGAUAUCACACAGCAUUUUACGUGCCAUAUAAAGACUAUAUAUACAUAAACACACAGGAGAGACACGUUUCAGCCGAGACUCCUUUUACCUACCAUGCCUCAUCGCGACUUCUGAGAGAACUACAACUGAGUUUACAUUUAAAAAAAAAAUACAUACUGGACUUCUUAAACAAACCAUUGGAGCUCUCUGUACAUGUUCUUGAGGGGAUGGAGAAUUUCUCCAGCCAGGAGGAUAAAGGGAUGAAAAGAUUGUAUGAUGUUUGACACGUCACGAAGGACACUGAAAUGCAGCCGGGUGAUUCUACAUUCCAGAGCGUGUGUGUGUGUGUGUGUGUGUGUGUGUGUGUGUGUGUGUGUGUCUGGAUUGUGGAUAUGGAGGACAGGACAGACCUAAAAUGAAAGACCUGGAAAGCGAUAUUUUGCUGUAGAUGAGCACAUAGUGUGUAUAGAAUUAAAACUAGUCAAAUUCCAGAAAUACACACACCUACACAGACCAGAAGGUAUCAUUCAAACACACACACGCACUCAGUACAUACUUACACUGCUAAAGCAAACACACACACACACACACACAGACACGCACAGACAUGCACAGACACACCAACACAUACUUAUACAGUACUACUAAAUCAAAACACACACAUUGUAAAGUAUGGAGGUGUGUAGUGCUGGUGUAGUUUGUAUAGGAGUGCUAAUUUGCUGGGUUUCUUGUUACGUUGAUAUUAUUGAUCGCGCGUGAAGGUGACCUCUCUCGGUUGCGUUUUGAUUGUUUAUACUACCUAAGAAUUAAACGCAAAAAUCGAUGAUUCUCACGCGUUCGUUUUGACUUUCGCAGUAGCUCCCGAAAACCUUAACGGAGUCUGUUCACACAGAUCAGACUGCCCCCAAAAAGAUCUUCAUCACAAGCAGCAAGACCACGGAUGUCCACUUUUUGGACGUGAUGGAGAUUCCAGAUGGGAGUCUUGUUGCCUAGUGUACUUACAUAUUGAACAAGAUAAUAAACGGAAAAGUGAAGCUAGUUGGCAAUGAAAGGAAAACUUCACUGUUUUUCAACUACAUCUCUAUCCAAUGUAUCUGCAUAUGUGGCUUUGUAAGAACAUUUCUUCCAUAACUUGAUACCUUUGUUGUUAAAGUAUAAUGUUUAUAGAUUUGUUUCCUUAGUGGUUUAGUGGUUAGCAUGUGUGUCUCACACCUCUGGGGUUGGGGGUUCAGAGGUUUCCUCUGCGUACUCUGGAUUCCUCCUCUAGUCCACCAACAUACUGAUUUCUAAAUUGGCCCUAUUGUGUGCUCUGUUUUGGGUCCGUCCAGGGUGUCCCACCGCCUUGUGCCCCAAUAUGCUCCAGCCUUAAUUUGGCUCAAUGUUGCUACAGAAAGUGGGCAAAUGGUUACAUAUCGUCUCUGUCGGGCGGAAACCUCGUAUCUCCAAAACCAUUAUUUUUCAGGAAAUUAAAAAAACACUGUAUCUUAUCUGCAAUGCACAGGGUUUAGUCCGCGUUGCGGUGGAUUGUCUUGCUCUAAAUUCCUGUCCUCAGAUGAGCACCAGGGGGUCAAGAUGUUUUUUUCUUUGAGCCCAGUAUUUUGAAGACAUUUGCCUCGGAAGACGUGUUGAUUCGUUGCGACUCAUAAUAUCGAGGAUUGACAGUUGAAGUGUCCAAUGGAGUUAAGAGAUUUGCGCUCAAGCUAUUUUCAAGACAAAAGUGGGGACUGACCAAUAGCAUCGAUAUGUGAAAAAAUAUUAAAUAUUAUUUAAAAAAUUUGGACAUACAAGGUUUCCGCCCCGACAGAGACGAUAUUUAAAAGGUGUCUGGAUAUAAUUCAAAAUCUUUCCAUCAUUUUUAUUUUAUAGUACUGAAGAAAACGUUUCUUUCUGCAAGAAGAAGCUAAUUGCUGUUUGUGAUAAUCGAACACAUCGAUGUGUUGGAUGGAAAUUCCACUGAAAAACCCUAAAGUAUUCCUUUAUCGUUCUAUCGUCAUGCUGAAACCCACAAUCUCACUUCGAUCUGCUCGGUUAUGGUUUGGCAUUUUCUUGAUUCUAAAAGAAUCGGAGAAAGUCUCUGUAAAUUAAUCGGUUAUCGUCGUCAUUUUCCGUGUCUGGCAUCAGUGCUUGUGUCAUUGUUUACUUAAACCAAACCUAAAGUGUAGAUCGACGAUUUUUGCGUGUUUCAGGAUGGAGUAAAUAAGAUCGGAUAAUCCAUAUCUUGGAUGGAUCUGCAGACGGAUCCGUGACUCUGUAUCAUAUGUUAAUCCAUGUAUAUAAGUUUAAAGUAUUAUUGCCUCUUCAUAUCAGUGACGGCGUCAUCAUAAGUGUCAGUCGUAUGGAAUUGUGACAGAGAUUCGUUUGAGGUUGGUUAAGGUUCCAUCACUCUCUCUCUCACACACACACACACACACACAAACAUACACACACACACACACACACAACAAACAAACACAAACACACACAGGCUCUGCCAUUCAUAUCAGACACUAAGAGGCAAACCAAAAUCAACUUCUGUUCCUUUGUUGUGUGGCCUGGAUGAUCACUCGCGCUCCUCAAACGAAUAAACAAAAAUGCUGGAACUAACUGCACAAUACAGAAACAACAACAACAACAACAACAACAACAAAAAUGCGAAAACCACACAGGAUGUGCUACAAUAAACACACAAGGGUUCAAAAUUGUAAAAUAGAUAUGUAAAACUGUAUUGAUUAUGUAGCAAAUCUUUCCACUUUCAUACUUGUAAUCGACAAGUAUACUGUAGCAUAUGAUGUAUAAAAAAAAAAAGUAAAAGGUGUUUAAUUGUUUUAUAAAGGAAUUUAGUAGUUAUAUCUGUGGCAACCUGUCUACACUGUACCGAAUGGUUUGGCCCAUCGAAAUGCAAGCCCUCUUACUAAAGGCACGGUCACAGACACAACAAUACAGUAUCUCCUGCUAGAAUUAUGCAAGUCCCUUUAAAACAGGUCUACUUUUACUGCUUUUUUAAUCUAUUUGUUUAUUUAUGUACAGGAACCACCAGCCCAGUUUGGUCACUGUUUGGAUAUUUUGGAAUACUUUUGCUGCUAUUGAAUUACUACUGCUGUUAUAAAUAGUUUGUCAUAUUCCUCACUACUGGUAACACUUCUCUUAUUAUACCUCUUCCUUUUUUUGCUGCAUUUGAAUGUUCCUCUGUUGUUUUUUUAUUAUUAUUAUUAUUAUUAUUAUUAUUAUUUCCUUGAGGUCAGAGUAGAACAGAGUUUGGCCUAACUAUUGAGGAGUAGAUCUUUCCGUGAUUGUACUAUGGCACGCAAGUGUUUUUUUUUUUGUUUGUUUGUUUGUUUUUUUCGUUCUCUUUUUGUGGUUGUGUUUAAACUUUGUCGUUUCUUUCUAAACAGUUAUCACCAACUUGUACAGUUUUCACUUUAUCAACACUACUGAGAAACAGAAAGGUCGCAUCGCAGCGUCGUCAACGCCGUUACCGUCUUCAUGGUGUCAUUAUGGUGUCGCCCUGGUGUGGCCAUUAAGCUACCAUAACAUUAUAGUGGUGUCAUCAAGGCCUUGUCAUGAUGUUUCUAUGGUAUCGAUCAUAGUAGUACCAUUUGACUACUUUUUGGCCUGAUGUUGUCAUGGUGUUACAGGGAAGUUGCUAUAGUGUCAUCAUGGUGUACUAAUGAUGUAACAGUUGUGUUUCUUCUUCGAUCACAUUGACGCCACAUGACGGAUUUGAGAACACCGAUACUAUUCUGUCAUGGUGGCAUCUCAUGGUGUUACCUUGAGGUUACUGAAGUGACAUCAUGAUGAUAAUGAAUGGUUACUGUGUAGUUAGUUAUCAUGCUGUUAGUGUAAUGUUCUGACUGUCCUGGUAGCGCCAUAUGACCUAGUUGGCCACUAUGAGUACUCUAUCAGUGCCCUUGUGUCACCAUGAUAUCAUCAUGAGGUCAGAGUGGUGACACCAUAGUGUUACUGUGGUUACACCAUGGUGUUCUCCUAAUGUUACCAUGACGUUGUUGGCAAUCAUGGUUAACACCAUGCCACCCACAACAAGUGCACGGUCAAGUUGUUACCUUGAGGUUGCUCUGGUCUCAGCAUGACGCUCCUGUGGUGUCACCAUGGUGCUCUCAUGACUGUUCGCCAAUGUCGCUGACAAUCACCACAUGACCCAGAUGGGUUCUAUCAGUACAAUCUCUGUCAAACAGAAAGAAGAAUCACAAUAGAGGAAGUAGAGGGCUGGUGCAAUGCAUGCUGGGAGUUCUCAAAGGAUUCCAACUUAGAGAAGGGUUGGGCUGUGUCUCGGUCUGAAUAAACUGUGCCCAAAAUUUGUACUUCAAAUAUUCUAAGUAAUCAUCUAGUUACAAUUUAUUACAACGAAGGGGUAGAAUUAAUGAUAAAACUAGUUUACAGAAGCUGUCGGCUUUGCGUGUCUACUUAAAUGGUGGCCAUAUUAUGAGUGCCAUAAUAUAUUGAUAUGGUAAGAUACGAUGUACCUUGGAAAUCACUGUAGUGCUAUAUUUGCAUUGAUAUCGUCAUGAAAUAAAUUUUAUAUGAUGAACUACA